CCCAAUCUUCUGGUCCUCGGAGUUCCUGUCAUCGGUCAGUUCUAUCACAUCAAUUUAGUCCUCUGCCCAUACAGUAAAGACAAAGAAACGAGAGCUUUAACGAUUUCUCCCAAAAUAACCCAUCAAAUUCCACCACCAUGGCCGCCGUCCCCUGACCUCACCUUUCGCGCAUGAAAACUUGGCUAAAGACCAUCACUUUCUGCAUUUCCCAAGCCUUUUCUUUUUGUUGCUUGUUUUGCUUCUUUCAUCUUCGGAACCAGCCUAGCAUGGGGCAGCAAAUGAGACCAGCCAAAAUGCUAAAAUUGCUUGAAUCAGGCCGAAGAAUUCCAGUCAUGGAUGGCUCAGAACAGCAAGAUGUUCAUGCUGCACUGAAUGAUGAGGAAGGGAAAGAUAGAAUCAGCAGUUUACCUGAUUGCAUUCUUCACUAUAUUCUCUCUUUUCUUCCUACCAAGGAGGCUGUAGCAACUGGCAUACUAGCAAGGCGGUGGAAGGAUCUUUGGACUGCUGUUCCAAUUCUGGACUUUGAUGAUUCUAAGCUCUACUCAAGCCAUGUGAACUAUUGGUAUCCAGCUGAGAUCACAAGAUUUAUGAAUUUUGUUGAGAGGGUGCUUCUACUUAGAGAUGUAUCAAACAUUGAAAGGUUCCGACUUUCAUGUCGUGUUUGUUUAGUAUCUCGUGUUCAUGCGUGGAUUUCAGCAGCUAUCAGACAUAAUGUUAAAGAGCUUGAUCUUUGUUUCUUUGUAGAUGAACCUUUUCUAUUGCCUCACCGUGUUUUUAACUGUGGAUCACUCUCAAUCUUAAAUGUAGAAAUGAACAGCAUCAUUCAGCUACCCAAUAGCAUCUCUUGUCCAGGCCUUAAAAUCUUGCACUUGGGUCUUGUCACAUUUCCUGAUGAUAUAUCAACUCAGAGGCUAUUUUUCCUCCUGCCCAGUGCUUGAAGAAUUGGCUAUCUUGGAUUGUGAUUGGAUUAAUAUGAGACAUAUUUCCAUCUCGAUUCCCUCACUAAGGAAAUUGAUAAUAGAUGAUUUGCCAACCUUUGAUUCUAGAGAUUACUGUUGGGGCUGUGAAAUUAAAAUUGAUGCUGGAAGCCUCAUAUUCUUUAAGUACAGUGGUUAUCUAAGUAAUGAUAUUCAUCUAAUUGAGGUUUCAUCUUCAGUCAAGGCAUUACUUCACAUUCCAAUGGUGCAAGAAGCGCAAAACCCACUAAUGUAUUCUCGCCUUAUCAAGCUCUUUCUUGAGCUGAAAAAUAUCAGUUCUUUGGGAAUCUCUGGUUGCACCAUUGAGUCCCUCUUUUUCCGUGAAAAGAUGCCAAAUGACCUCCCGGCAUUUCAGAAGUUGACUCGUUUAGAGUUGAGCAUGCAGCUUGGCGUACAUUCUGGUGGAGCAUUGAUGAAAUUUUUACUGCACUUGCCAAAUUUGGAGUCUCUUAAUAUUUCUAAGGCAACAUUGUGGCACCUUUAAAGUUCCAUCAUAAUGUUUUGCUGCAUAUACUGAGGAAAGCAUUUUUCUGUUAUUCAGGGACUUGAUCCUGCCAUGUACCUCACUGAAGAUGAUUGGACACCCAAAUCAGCAGCUAAAAGUUUCAUGUCUAGCCUCAAGACUGUGGUCCUCCGAUGUUUUCAUGGCAACAGUACUGAAGUUUGUCUGUUGGGAUACUUCCUGAAACAUGCAUCUUCCUUGGAGAGAAUGAUUGUGUUUUGUCACAAGAGCCCUUUAGAUGAUUCAAAAGAGCAGGAAGACAUGAAGAAUGAGUUGCAAUCACAUCCAAGAGUAUCAGAAUACUGUAUGAUCAUGUUUUUUUGAACUUCAUGCAGAUUUUGUUUCAAGAACUGGCACUCUUCUGCAAGUGUAGCUGUUGGAUCUCGAUGGAGUAUGAUAAAUAGUUUUGCAAUGGAGUCUGUGAUGGUGACCUUACAGAGCCUCAAAAGGCAAUUUCUGACAAAUUUUUAAGGAAGCUCUUAGUACGAGUGGUUUUAAAAUUUCUUUUGUUGGGGUUAAUUUUGGCAGCUGGUAUAUGUUAAGAUAGGGUUACUGUUGUGGAGAUCAUUUGAGGGUCUGGUUAUAGCAAAUAGAAAUUAGUGUGCACAGGUUUUACUGAUCAGUUGAGAUGCACAGUGGUCUACUCUUGAACUGUUUUUGGUUUACCGUAAAACAUGCAUAAAAGUGGUACACGUUCGAACCAUUGUCAAAAUUUACAGAAUAUGUAUUUUGGUGGAAAAGGUUUGUCGUUGGUAGCGAUUUGCCAAUA
Molecule: messenger RNA, 2248 nt
Organism: Coffea arabica (coffee)
Lineage: Eukaryota; Viridiplantae; Streptophyta; Magnoliopsida; Gentianales; Rubiaceae
Source: RefSeq, a predicted model, not a curated record